UUAUACAUUUUAAUCAAAUUCAUUUUGGAUAGAUUAUUGUUCAUUUAUCGCGAUAAUGUUGAAAUUACAAACUGAAAUGAAUAAAUUUUCAUUCAAAUUGAUUUUAUUGAUUUGGUUUGGAAUAUUUUUUACAUUUACCGUUCAAGAUGAAACAAAUCGAACAUCAAUCUAUGAUUCAACAUCCAAUCUUCGCAAUAAUAUUGAACAGUUUGGUCAUGCCGUAUCUUCCGAAUAUUGGAAAACUUUAGACAAAAAUGAUAAUAUUCUGGCUCCUUGGUUAGCAUAUAGUUCAAUAUUAAGCCAGAUUAACAAUGCUAUUGUCGACAUGGCUUCCGAAUCAUUAAUGCAAAGCGAUUUGAUUACUGAACAAAAAAUUUCAAUCGAAUGUGAACAAUCUAUGACAGAUUUCCUGAUGGCAUUAGUUAAACAAGAAUCUUGGGCCUAUCGAAUACUUGAUGCCAGUGGUUUUGUAUCAUCUGGAAUAUUGGCUGGUACCUAUACAAAUUUUGGUGAUUUUGAUGAAUGUCUUCAUGCUGGCGAAAGUAGUUUGCCCAAUGAAAAUAUUCAUGGUCAAUAUUGUCUGCUCAAAUAUCAUGCCGUUGUUCCUACAAACCGAACUCAUUUGAUCACACAGGAUUUAAUUUUCAAUACGACUGGAACCGCAUUAGAAUCGACUUUUUUCACCGAUUUCUUACGUUACGCUCAUUAUUUCAAAGUUCGUCAAGGUCGUACGGCACUUUGUUUACCUUCUGGAUGCAGCAAAAACGAUCUACAAACAAUUGUUGAUUAUUUGUUAAAAAUUGACAAAUUUGUCGUCAAUGUGGAUAGCUGUCAAACCUUAUCAGAUAUUGAACAUUUUACGCCACUUCAAAUAUCAAUUUUGGCCAUAUUCACUUUAAUAACCGUUAGCAUCAUUACUGCAACAGUGAUUGAAUUAUUACCAAUAUGGCAUGAAAACGAUCAAAAUCAAUGGCACUUUUUGUUACGACGCAUUUCAAUCAAGCAAAACAUUAUCGCUUUACUCGAACCUCCUAGUACCGAAAAUUUCGCAUCCAUUAACGGUCUUCGAGUAUUGACAAUGAUCUGGCUAGUAUACGGUCAUGCUUAUCUACUAUCAGUAAAAGAAGCAUUUCGAUCGAGUACACGUUUUAUUGAAUCAUUGUUUGAUAUGAAAAUGUAUUUUCUAUUCAAUGCCUGGCCCGCCGUUGAUAUAUUCUUCAUAAUGAGCGCCUUACUUCAUUCAUAUAAUUCAUUUAGAUUAUUACAAUCAAAACAGCGAAUCAACAUUGUGCAAAUUAUUUCAAAUCGUAUUAUACGACUUUGGCCAUUAUUAUGGUUGAUUGUUGCCUUAGUGUUCCUCAUACCGAAUCUCGGUCAAGGUCCAUUGUGGUCAGAAAUAAUGGAUCAACAAGUAAAUGGCUGUUAUCAAAGUUGGUGGAUGAUUAUAUCAUUCACGGCUAAUCUUCGUUCUGAUACCAAGAAUCUAUGCCAGGUGCAUACUUGGUAUUUAUCGGCUGAAUUUCAGUUAUUUUUACUCAGUUUUUUAUUCAUCUUUUUGAUAUAUCGAUUUCAGAAACGAGCCAUAAUUGGAAUGAGUGUUUGUAAUUUAUUAUUCUGUACAUUGAUUACCAUUCAUUUUUACAUGAAACAAUUUCAUCCGACCAUAUUGUUCAACCAGAUUGACGAAAUGCAAAUGUAUCGAGAAAUGUUCGAAAUAUAUAUGCCAACUUAUCUUCAUUUAACACCAUAUUUAGUCGGUAUUGUAACCGGUUAUCUGUUGGUUACAUACAAAAACCAACAACCUAAUCCUAGAAUGCCCAAUUUUUUUCCCUAUUUAUGGAUUCCAGCUUUAUUGUUCAUGAUAUUGAUCGUUAUCAGUGGUUAUUUAUUCACUACAUAUCCACAAACACCGAUGAUUAUUCAAAGCCUGUAUGCAGGAUUUCAUCGUCUUGCUUGGUCCUUAUCGAUCGCCUAUAUUAUAUUCUUUUGUGAAAUAACUCAUACUUGUCAUUUAGUCAAAGAUUUUUUAAGUAGCCAAAUUUUCACACCAAUCAGCAAACUUUGUUAUUCAAUUUAUCUGAUUCAUUUCAUUAUUACCUGGGUUCGAUAUGCAUACGCACGACAACCAUUGGUUUUUGAUCAUUAUACAAUGUUCAACGAAUUCAUUAUUAAUUGGGUAUAUAGUUUUUGUUUUGCCUUAAUCAUUUAUCUAUUUGUCGAAUGUCCAUUCGCUAACAUCUAUUCAACUUAUAUUGGCAAACGUCAUUGGUCUUUUGGAGAAAUUCGAUUAAAAGCAAGUCGUUCAAAUCAAUUGACCAUCAAUACUAGUAAAGCAGUCAUUAACAACGACAAUAAUAAUAAACCGAUGACAGUUAUUGAAAUGAAAUGAAAAUUCUAUUAGACAACAAUCAUUGUGCAAUUAAUGUUUUUUGACGAAAUACAAUUUCAAAUAUCCACAAGGCUAUAUUGAUGAUGGUGC
Molecule: messenger RNA, 2479 nt
Organism: Dermatophagoides pteronyssinus (European house dust mite)
Lineage: Eukaryota; Metazoa; Arthropoda; Arachnida; Sarcoptiformes; Pyroglyphidae
Product: O-acyltransferase like protein-like
Molecular function (GO): acyltransferase activity, transferring groups other than amino-acyl groups
Source: RefSeq, a predicted model, not a curated record